This is a messenger RNA of Somion occarium, 523 nucleotides long. Lineage: Eukaryota; Fungi; Basidiomycota; Agaricomycetes; Polyporales; Cerrenaceae. The record is from the annotation of a GenBank genome assembly.
AACGACUUCCUCGAUGAUCUUAUUAUCCGCUGGUAAUCGUGCUUCAUGAACCUGGAUUGCGCCGUGCAAUCCUAUGUAACAGUUCUGUGUAACAGCCCUGCUGAAAAAGAUCAUACCACUCGUGACCUUUUGCGCAUUGGCUUCGGGGUGUUCCAUACCUCGCGUGAUAUACGCAAAGGUCACCAGAUGACCAGACUCUGUGGUUGGGAACCCUACAAUGCAUUGCAUAGUAUUGACACAUCCAUCGUUGGGUCAAGAAAAAUAUUUGAUCUGGCGACAAGACGAGCUAUCGAUCGGUUUGAUACAAAUACAAUGGAAAAGACAAAGACAAAAAGUCUUCAACGGCCCCCUGCCUCUCCUUUCUACUCUUUACCUACACAUUCCAAACGCCCAUGACGAGCGGCGAGACCUCUGAUUGGAUCGGAGGGCGCGGGUGAGGACGGGACCUCUUCGUGCGUUGAAUAGGUUGAGGGGUGUCAUAGACGAUGAUGGGUCGAUCUCGCGACAGGCCAUCGGAUAAGUU